AUGGUCGGUCCCCUGGCUGGCCUUCUGCUAAAGGGGGUCGUGACAGGCUCUCCCCUGCAGCCCUUUGAAGUACAUCUCAGUUUUCAGAGAGUGACACUCCGGGAGGCACAGAAAUCUGCAGGGCCAUCCCUGUGCGCCUUGUCCCUCGUCACGUGCUCUGAGCAGAUGUCGUGUACUCAAGUUAUGGCGGACCUCCACCUGAAAGGCAUGGCGCCCGUCUUUGUUCACAAGCCCUUCUUCAGGCUCCCUGUGGUACUUCACCCUCUGGCUGCAGCAGGCAUCCAUGGAAGCCCCCAAGGGGGACAUCUCACUCCAAAGCUACAGGCGUCCGUUGUAGAGGGGUAUCAGGGGGCUCACUCCGGGGGCGUUUAG
Molecule: messenger RNA, 372 nt
Organism: Eimeria mitis
Lineage: Eukaryota; Apicomplexa; Conoidasida; Eucoccidiorida; Eimeriidae
Exons: 4
Coding region: 1-372 (123 amino acids)
Source: RefSeq, a predicted model, not a curated record